CUAUUUCCAGUGUAUAAUUUCCUUAUUUACUACUGCUGCCCAAUAACCUCUUGUCGAAUAUCAUAAUAAAAGAGCUGUGAUAUUUUAAGAGUAUAUAAUAUAAUACGUACAUGUCUCUUGCCUCACCUAUAGAGCCUUCAAUUCUGUAUGCACUCAAAUAUCAACUGAAGAUCUCAUCACUGCCUCCGAAAACUUUAAAGUUUAACGCUCAUCGUCAGUCGAGGAGGAUCAGCAGCCGAGUACACACAUGCUAUUAACAGACUAGCCAUCAAGUAGCAACAACAUCCAAAUUUUUUGUUGCAAGCAUGUAUUAAUUAUAAAAAAUAUUUUCAAUGAAAAUUCUUAGUGUUUGGGCUAACAGAUCACAGAAUUGCAUGGAAAGUGUCAGAGUGCGGAAAUAGUAUUCUUGAUCUAAAAAUAAAGCACCAACAUACAAAUACAUACCGUACAGUGUGAAAUUGAAUAAAACAAAAUAAUUUUUCGUACAAAUUUGGAUUAUCAAUUAAGAAAAAAUUAAUAUACACAAACAUGUCCACCUCACCGCCAGAAUCGGCUUCACCCACCACCUGUGCCGUAUGUCAAACACCAGCAAAGCUUUACUGUUCAGCAUGCAAGCUGGUGAAAUACUGUGGCGCCGAGCACCAAAGGCAGCACUGGAAGCAGCACAAAACCGAAUGUCGACCAUUUCGUAUAGCCAAAGAUAGGGUUUUAGGACGUUACUUGAGAGCCACGCGCCCAAUUAAAGCAGGCAGUGCGAUUUUCGUUGAAAUGCCAAUUAUUGUCGGUCCAAAAUGGUAUCUAAAUGAGCGCGAGGAACAAGUGCCAGUUAUGCCGUGUGUAGGAUGCUUCACACCUUGCCGCAUGGGCAUCCAUCAAUGUCCCAAAUGCCAUUGGCCAACAUGCUCCGCAAACUGUGGAGGUUUGGAUAAUCCGAAUCUUCAUGGCCUGGAAUGUACGAUACUUAUGCUAGGGCCCGGUCCAGCGUCUUCAGAUCCUCGCUCACUUAUAGACUACUAUCGCUCGGAUGCUUUAGUUGUGCUUAAGUGUCUGUUAUUGCAACGUCAAAAUCCAAAAAAAUGGGCUGAGCUAAUGGAUAUGCAAAGUCAUGAGGAGGAGCGUGUUGGUUCUGAGUUACAUGAUGAUGCCGAAAAGAGGAUUGUCUCUUAUCUAGAACGGAACUUCCUGCACCGCCUAAAAAGCGUUGAGCAAAAACAAAAGCAAAAAUAUCUGCACGAGUAUGACACACCGGUUCUGCAUCGCAUUUGUGGCAUCAUUGAGACGAAUUAUAUGUGCAUUAAUUUGCCAUCUGGCAUUGAGUUGAGCGGCGUUUUCUACACGGCCUGUAUGAUGGAGCACGCCUGCCAACCAAAUUGCUACUUUCAAUUCGACCAGCGUAACGGCUUCAAAAUCUCUGUUAUAGCCGGUAGAGAUAUUGAGAGAGAUGAACACCUAAUCAUCAUGUACUCAAACAUGUUAUGGGGCACACAGAUGCGCCAGGAGCACUUGACCAUGACAAAGCAUUUUCUCUGCAAAUGUGAACGCUGCCGCGAUCCCACAGAAUAUGGUACUCAUUUCAGUUCAAUGCUAUGUAUGGGCGAUGAAGGAGAAUCAUGUGAAGGUAUCCAAUUGCCAAAGGAUCCCCUCGAUAUUAAAAGCGACUGGGCAUGCAACAAGUGCCCGAUCACGAUCAGUGGGGAAGAGGUUCGUUAUCUUCUGACGCAAAUGGCCGAUGAAGUUGAAAAUCUCUUGGCUCGCAAACCUACAGUUAAACAAUUGGAAGCACUUAUCGAAAAACUAUCGAAAUUUCUGCAUCCUCACCACUAUCAUUUGUUCAAUUUGAAGCACACACUUAUACAAUUAUACGGCACGGAAUCUGGUAAUUUACUGAAAAAAAUGGGUGAAGGACUUUUAACCAAGAAAUUACAAUUAUGUGAGGAACUUUACGAUAUCUGUCAAAAACUGGAUCCAUACACCAUACGCUUGUCAAUUUAUGUUGGUAUUAUACUGUACGAAAUGCAAACGGUUCUGGUUGAGCGCGGCAAACCUGUACUAGCAAGUAGUAACAAGAACGAAGAUAACACAGCGAAGGCAUUUGAUGCCUUUAAUUUAGCUCGCAAGAAGCUGCUUAAAGCGGCCAAGGUCUUGGAAAAGGAGUUGGAUAAUGUGGCAGGCAGCAAGCUGAGCGAUGCUGUACUAAAGUCGCUUAACGAAUUGGAUACGUUAAUCAAGAAUAAUAGCUAACUUAGCAGUUUAUUAAGUAGCACCUAAGUGCCAUCCUUAUUUGCCUUCCAAUGAAUAAAUAUACAUUUGUUUAUUCUAUUUGUAUAUUUUUGAAUAGUUAUGCUUUUUCACGAGUCUCUCGUCCCAAAGUUACUGUUUUAUUGCAUUUGAUUUCAAUUGUAUUAAAUAUUUUCAGCUUUCUCUGAAGAUUAUUAAUUUGAGAAAGUUAACUCCAUUGACUAUUUUUUCAUGUAUACAUAGAAUAAUAGAAUUUCUAAUUCCGCCUUAUAUUGCAACGGCAAAUUAUUAUAAAUAUGAAUAUUUUGAAUUUUUUUCAAUUAAUUUAAUUAUUUGUUUACAUUUUCUGUUAAAUAAGAGUAAGCUCUUAAAUUAAUUGUAGUACAGUGGGUAAAGAUUUUCAUUCAGCAUUAGUUAAAAAUGUCAACUGGUUCUUGAGGGGCAUCCAAGUCCCUGUACUGUGUUAAUUGACGAUACUUAUUAGCGGGUCUGUAAGCAUAUAAGCAUAAAUACAAUUUAUUUUUAUUUAAACUCUUUUAAUUUUCUUUAUGGAUUAUUUAAAAUUACUUAAUUCAUUAAACUAAAAAACCAAAUUAAGAAAAGUUAAAAUUAGCAUUAGCAUCAAGUGGUAGUAAUGUAUUGCAUAAAACUUGAAGUGUUUUGAAAAGUUUCCGUCACGAAAAUGAUUAUAUACAGAAAACAACUUUAAACUAAGCACAACCGCUAGGACAUUUUAACUGUUUAUGUUGAAGUCAUAAAUUGUACAUGGUUAUUAAUUCGCUGAA
Molecule: messenger RNA, 3023 nt
Organism: Anastrepha obliqua
Lineage: Eukaryota; Metazoa; Arthropoda; Insecta; Diptera; Tephritidae
Gene: SmydA-5
Product: SET domain-containing protein SmydA-8
Exons: 5
Coding region: 529-2241 (570 amino acids)
Molecular function (GO): protein binding
Source: RefSeq, a predicted model, not a curated record